Molecule: messenger RNA, 1422 nt
Organism: Trichophyton rubrum CBS 118892
Lineage: Eukaryota; Fungi; Ascomycota; Eurotiomycetes; Onygenales; Arthrodermataceae
Exons: 1
Coding region: 1-1422 (473 amino acids)
Biological process (GO): dephosphorylation
Molecular function (GO): phosphatase activity
Source: RefSeq, a predicted model, not a curated record
AUGCUGAACUCGGCGUCACUGUUGGCCGUCUCCCUACUGGCCCAGGCUGCGGUGGCAGAGACAGUGCUGGGAGCCUACAUCUUCUCCCGCCAUGGAGACCGGACGUCCAAGUCGACUCCUCCUACUGUUCUGACUGACCUGGGAUACAGCCAGGUCUACUCGUCGGGCAGAUACUACCGUGACCGAUACAUAUCUUCCUCGUCCUCUUCGCAGGUGCUAGGUAUCAGCCCAAACAUCAUCUCUCCCGGGGAGAUUACGGCCUCCGCUCCGCAGGACGAGGUCCUCCAGAAGUCGGCCCUCGCCUUCUUCCAGGGCCUCUACCCGCCGGCCGGCAAGGAAGCAAAGACGACUUUGCGCAAUGGCACCGUCGUCGAGGCCCCCAUGGACGGAUACCAGCUCGUUGCCAUCGAGCAGGUCAAGUCUGGCUCCAACAGCGAGAAUGUUGUCUGGCUGCAGAGCGCCAGUGCAUGCAAGAAUGCUAAGGUCAGCAGCAACGAUUAUUUCGCUUCAAAGGAGUACAAGGACCUGCUAAAGUCAACGGAGGGCUUCUACAAGGACGUUGCUCCUCUGGUGAAAGACACUAUUGUUGCGGACAAGGUCAGCUUCAAGAAUGCAUAUACCGUCUUCGACCUUCUUAACGUUGCUUCCAUCCAUAAUUCAUCGGAUUCUUUCCCAUCUCUGUCCAGCGAAGUUUACACCCAGCUGCAGUCCCUGGCCAAUAUUCAUGAAUUCGGCCUGGCCUACAAUGCCUCAGAGCCCAUUCGUGCCGUCAGCGGAGCUCUCUUGGCCGGCGAAGUACUGAACUCCUUCAUGGAUACGAUCAAAUCACCCAAGACCAAGCCAAAGGUCAACGUCCAGUUCGGAGCCUACGCUACUUUCCUCUCGUUCUUCGGCUUGACCAAGCUUCCUGCUGCCAAUAAUGACUUUAACGGCAUACCAGACUACGCAUCUAGCAUGGCCUUUGAGCUCGUCACCAACGCUAGCACUUCUUCUGACUCCUUCCCGGCUGAAUCAGAAAUUAGCGUCCGAUUCCUUUUCCACAACGGGACUACCAUCCCUGGUUCAUCUGAGACGGAGCCAACGGUCUAUCCUCUCUUCGGCCAGGAGAAGACCCUACUUCCUUGGUCCGACUUCGUCUCGCUCAUGAAGGAGAUUGCCAUCACUUCCCAGGAUCAGUGGUGUCAAGCCUGUGGUAGUGCAAGUGAAGGAUGUCCCGGUGCUCCCUCUUCCAGCGGCCCCUCCGGUCCUUCUACCAGUGACAACGGCAUCUCCAGGCCAGUGGCUGGCGUUAUCGGUGCCUUGGUUACGCUUUCAGUAAUCCUCGGUGUGCAGGCUCUAAUCUUCUUCGUUGGCGGGUUCACCAUUGCACGCAAGAGUAAGCGUGUGAACAGUCUCAGUGAAAUGAAACAAGGGUCUGUUUGA